Talaromyces marneffei is the source of this 1140-nucleotide messenger RNA. RefSeq lists its product as uncharacterized. Bases 1 to 1140 code for a protein of 379 amino acids. The record is from RefSeq and is a predicted model, not a curated record. The transcript is spliced from 4 exons. NCBI's taxonomy places the organism in Eukaryota, Fungi, Ascomycota, Eurotiomycetes, Eurotiales, Trichocomaceae.
AUGUCUAGGUUUACCGGUGAUACCUGGUUGCCUGCGAUAAAUGUCAUCUGCUGGUUUCUUCUGGUUAUCGCAAUCCUAGGGAUUCUAACAAGAAUCGCAACGAAGUUCUGGAUAUACCGUAAGCUCACAAAAGAUGACUAUGUGAUUAUACUCUCCACUGUAUUCGAUAUCGCCCAAGUAAUCGCGACUUCGACCGCUACAGCGAACGGAUAUGGCGAACAUAUCGCGACCUUGAGCGAUGACAAGGUAACGGGUAUCAUGAAGAGCCAGUACGCCGCUGGGAUCUUGAGUAUCGUCAGUCUUGCAAGUUCAAAGAUAUCCUAUGUCAUGUUCGUUCGGAGCAUCACUGUGGUUCCUCUGGAUCGCAAAAUUGCGCAGGUUUUCAUUAUCCUCUUGUCGGUAUGGGGACUUGUGUCUGUAAUCACAGUUGCCUUUCAGUGCCAACCACUGCCGACUUGGGAUUAUCUGGCGGGCAAAUGCUAUGAUCGACAAACAUGGCAAAAUUUCUUUGGCAUAUCUAACAUCAUCACCGAGAUUGUCAUCAUAUCACAAACUUUGAUAAUCAUCGCCCGGAUCCAAACGAGGCUGGAAAGGAAGCUGAAAAUUGGUUUCGUAUUCGGUCUACGAGUGUUUGUUGUGGCCGCUGCGAUCGCUCAGAUAGUCGUCAUAAACAAAACCUUCCACGAUCCCGAUGUCACCUACGCAACCUGGUCGGUCUCGGUUACAAACCAGCUCAUUUUGUGUUCGAGCAUCAUAACCGCCUGCUCGGCGCAGUUGAAACCUUUCCUAGACAGCUUGCGAUCCAGCGGUAUGCGCCUCGACGCGCUCACUGGAAGCUAUCACUACAAGUCGCAAAGAUAUUACGGCCAUGGUUCAAAUCACAACCGAUCCGCAACCUACAACUCCAAAGCUGCUGCCUCCAAACAACGCUCGAUCAACCUGCGCAGUCUCACUGGAAGAAGUGCACAUGCAGAAAAUGAGCUAGGAGUAACCAGCGAAGCUUACGUCUCUGCAUCAAGGCCCGCACCAGAUUGGGACCAGGCCAGUGCGACAAGCCAGUCCCAGAUCAUUCGAGAAGUGAGGACAUUUGCAGUCACUGAAGAGCGCCGUCGCUCAUCUGAUGCCGAUGAGGUCUUGUAA